ACAGCUGAUCAAUGUUUUUGUAAAUAAAGAAAAAAACCAAAGAGUAGCCAAAAAAAUGUGGAUUUAUUGAAGCGCAAUUAUUUAUUGCAAAAUUUUUAACAAUUACUGAAUUAAAACGUUAAUAACAAAUAUGUAUACCACAUUAUUGGCAAAACAGCAAUUUAAAAUAAUUGUGCGAUUGUGGCAAAAACAACAAUUGCAAUUAUUAACGGCCAGUUUUAUAAACAACAGUACAAAUGAAACCGCCGGUCAGAGUAUUAGACAAUAUACAGCAACAACUACACAAUAUACCACAAGGAAUCCUACACAUGUGGGUGCUUGGAAUAAGAGUACAAGAUUAUAUAGUGAUAAUGCUAAACAGGGAGGAAGUCAGGGUAAGCAAUUGGAUAUGUCGGAGGUGGAAGAUGAAGCAAGUUUAAAUGGCUCGGAAGAAGUGGAUACAUUUACACAAAAUUACAAUUUAAAACAAUUGCUGUACGAAGAAGGAGAUGAUAUAAUGAACAAAUUGAAUUCAUGCGGCAGCAUUGAAGAGCUAAAAAAUAUUCUUGAAUACGAAAAAUCCCAUUUGCAUAAAGAACACAUAGUUCAAUGCGUGAUUUUGUUAUGGAUGUUUAAUAGACAAACUAAUUCCGGCGCUUAUCAUCAACAACAAUUAAAGGAACGAACUUUUAUGGAAUAUCUGUUACCCCUGCUCAGCGAAUAUGUUGCUGAAUUAGAUGCAAAUGAAUUAAGCACUUGCUACUUGUAUUUGCGUAAAAUGGGUGUGGAAAAUACGGAUCCAGUAUUACAAAAAUUAUUAAUAAAAGCUCUCAAUGAAGUAGAAACCUCUGAAGAUAUUGUAAGCCUACCGACAUUGUCUCGCCUAGUCGUGGGCAUUAAUACCGGUAGGGAUUUCUUUACUCCCAUGUUGUGCGCCAAUUUUAUGAGACAUUUACGGCAACACAUUGAAAUGUGUAAAAGUGAGGAGCAGGCUCGCAUGAUUGCCAUAUGCAUGUUUAAUUUACAAACCUUAAUUACCGAUGAAAUGAUUGAGUUAUAUAAGAGUAAAGUAUUCGAUUUAAUACAAUCAGGACAAAUUUCCAACACUACACCGAAGACUGUUAUAAAAAUUUUAAAUCUAUUAAAUAUGACGGUAUGGUCUCAUAAACAUGAGCCCCUGAUACGAGAAUUACUAUUAACUCUACAAACUGGUAUCAAACAAUUAGAUGCUAAUGAUUUGAAAAAUGUUUGUCGCAUCUAUCAAUAUCACAUGGAACCGGCUGCUUUACAUGAACCCUUAGCCGAAGCUGUGGAAGAUUUAUUGAGCAAACAAAUGACUCCCGAAACUUUGGCUUGUUUUGUACCCUUUGCCCAGCCUCAUCGUAGGGAGACUUUGAUAAAUGCCUUCAAAGCUUUAAUAUCAUCUCCCGAAUCUUGGCAAUUAAACAAUUCUACCGGUCAUCUUUUCACCACCUUAAGAGGUUUGAAAAUAUCAGACAAUAAAAUUUGUAAUGCCUACUGGAAUGGUGUUGUGGCCGAGCUAGAGACUAUACCCGAAGAGGAAACACAUUUACGUUUCUUACGACAUUGUCAUCGUUAUAUGAAUUUCAAUAAUAAUCUGGGUGGCACCUAUAGACACACCGUUUUGGAAAAGAAGUUGAGUCAAUUGUGUAUGAGAUUUAUUGAACAUGAUUUAGCCGGUAGAAUACCACAGAAAUUUGCUCGUUUGGCCUCGUUUGUUUUGGCUUAUGGUCAUACACCGUAUAGUUGGAAAAAAUAUCCGAAUAUUUUGCUAUCAAAAAUUAUAACAAUGGGUGAUCAAUUUACACCAACUGAUUGUUUUCUAAUUAGUCGCGGUCUGCAGAUUUCAUUGGAAAUGAGAUAUCGUCAUCAAUUACCCCAAUUAGUAGGCAUGCAAUUAUCCACCAUUGAUAGCGUCUUAACCGCCUGCAUAGAAAAGCAUUUAAAUGAUGAAGAACUAACCGUAACCGAUCUAAAUAUGUUAGUACGUACCUUAAGUAAUCGGAGAAGCUUAAAGAAUAGUGUAAUUUAUCACAAAACCCUGCAAAAGUACAAAGAAAUACAAUGUCAAGACUUAAAUUCACGCAUCAUUAAAGAUAUGUCCUAUAAUUUCCUAGCCACUAAUUAUUUAGUGCCUGAAAUACUCGAAAAUAUGUUCACCUAUCUAGAGACAAAUCAUGAACAUGUUGUGGGUGAAACGGUGGAAAAACUUUUGACUUGUACUUACAAUUUAGGCUAUACACCGCAGUCUUAUGAUGCUUUGCAUUAUGCGGGCGCGAUAUUAUUAAGAGAUUUUAAUUAUAUGAGUGGUUUGGCUUUGGUUCAAGCCUGUUUAGCUUUAUGUUUUUAUAAGACUAUACCUGAAGAACUUAUAAAUAAAGUAUUUUGUGUUAAAUUUAUCCAACGAGUCGAAGAAGAAAUUCAAAUGUGUUAUUCUAAGGCCACUUAUCCCGAACGUGUACUUAAUAUUGUUAUGCAAUUGAAUCGCAGUGUUUGCUUAGAUUUUCCCGAAGCUAAUGUUCCUUGGUUCCAACAAAAUUUCAUUGAAGCACAAAUUAGCAAAAAAACUCCCACGGAAACCCGUUUCAGUCGAGAUGUUAAAGGUUUAUUGACAGCUUUACUUAAAAAUGAGUCGUAUAUAAGAUGUAAUCAUACGACGCCAUAUGGUUAUCAGGACCAAGUUAGGCAAAUAAGACGAACAUACAACGAACUGCGCAAUGAAAGGACGAAAGAGGUGGCUGAAAACAACAAAAGUGGAAUGGAGACUCAGGCACCCCAACAAACGCCCGCUAAAAAAGAUGCCAAACGUGACAGGGAAAUAGAUGAUGAAACCCCUAAAAGCACGGCUCCAAAGAGGCAAAAAAGGUCACCGAAGAAGAAAAACCAACCUGAUGUGGUACAAGAGGAAAUCGAAACUAGUGACACUAUAUCGACUCAGGCAGAACUUCCUCAGAACAACAAGUGGAAUUUGGUCAAGAAAACAAAAAAGAGAAAAUUUAAAAGACCUAAACCAGAUGUAAUGAUUAUAUCUACCAAAGGAGAGAUCUCGUAUGCUGAUAUCUUACGAAAAAUUAAAGCUGAUCCGGAACUUAAAACUCUAGGAGAGGAGGUGAAGAAAAUAAGAAGGACGCAAAAAGGGGACCUUCUUUUGGAACUUAAAACAACAAAUAGUAAUGUAGACGAAAGAUUUAGAGAUAAAGUCGUAUCAUCAUUGAAUGGAAAUGUUACAGUGAAAACACUAAAGGAGGAAACUAUUAUUGAGUGUAAAGAUUUGGAUGAUAUUACAAUCGAGUCCGAGAUUUGUGAAGCUUUAGCCCGGGAACUAAACCUACCAAGUCUAGACAAGAAUAUAAUAAAAUCGCUACGAAAAACGCCUAUGGGAACCCAAAUAGCCAAGAUAAGCCUACCAGUGGAAGCAGCUCGUAAAGCUCUUGAAAUUGGAAAGAUCAAAAUUGGAUG
Lucilia sericata (common green bottle fly) is the source of this 3459-nucleotide messenger RNA. Its product is annotated as FAST kinase domain-containing protein 1, mitochondrial. Gene Ontology annotation, biological process: regulation of mitochondrial mRNA stability. The record is from RefSeq and is a predicted model, not a curated record. Lineage: Eukaryota; Metazoa; Arthropoda; Insecta; Diptera; Calliphoridae.